This is a messenger RNA of Brassica napus (rape), 1769 nucleotides long. RefSeq lists its product as uncharacterized. Gene Ontology annotation, molecular function: zinc ion binding. Bases 1172 to 1714 code for a protein of 180 amino acids. The transcript has 2 exons. The record is from RefSeq and is a predicted model, not a curated record. NCBI's taxonomy places the organism in Eukaryota, Viridiplantae, Streptophyta, Magnoliopsida, Brassicales, Brassicaceae.
GUUGAGGUUCGUAAACAUGUUAACAUGACUCCGGCUGCAACCAGAGACGAAUCCAGAAAACAUUUUGUCAAAAUACAAAAAUAUUAAGAAAAAGUGACAUUGAAGGUAUUUGAUCCCAGAUUUGUGGGUUCAGAGACAAGCUUUCAAACCAAAAGAGCUAGUGUCAUUUAACAAUUACAGCUUGAAAAGUUCAAUUUACAUUUUUGUGGUGUCAAAUGACACCAUAGUUCUUAACAUGGGUCCGCCACUGGCCUGCAACCUCCUCCUAUAUCAGAUCUAAUCUUAAACCCAAACGAAGGAAGUUUAGGCUUGAAGCUAAAUAAUAUCUACAAAUUUUCUUUAUAUGGUUUUUGCAUACGUAUCUUUAGGUUUAGAGUUACUUUCGUGUAGUCUUAUAUUACUUUAGGUUUGGUUUACGUUCAUUUCAAUAUUAACGGUUACUUCAUUCAGUUAAACUGUACUAAAGAUCAUCUAUAUGAAAUAAAGGUGAUGGAAACUAAUGGCCGUAAUCACUUUGUGAUUUUGGUUCACUAUUAGUUUAAACAAUGAGAAAUCGGCCAAACAAACACUGAACUUUGAGGGAAUUGCCAAAAGAAACCUGGACAUAUGGGCUAGCCAAUAAAAUCCUGAACUUUUGUUGACUUUUCGGGUUUAUUAAAAAACUUACGAUUGACUGACCAGAUAAACACACCGUUAACCGAGUUAACUGUUAAUUAAGCGGACGUUAACUUUGGGUGUUAAAGUAUACGACGUCGUUUCAUCACUUUGUCUGAUUAAAGACAAACGACAUCGUUUAUAUAGCUGUGUUAUUAAAAAUAUGUGUUUCCAACGGCUCGAACUCGUGUCCUCGGGUUUGAUGGUAGGGGUUUUUGCCACUGAGCUAGUGGACUUUGCAAUGGAUAUACGAACACAAUUUCUUUUAUUCUUCGAAUCCGAGUUAAAGACAAAUUAAUGAAACGACGCGUUUUACAUUAACUUUUUUUAUUAAAAAGAUGGGGUUCCAACGACUCGAACUCUUGCACUCGGGUUUAAUGGUAGGGGUUUUUGCCACUGAGCUAGUGGACUUUGCAAUGGAUAUACGAACACAGUUUCUUUUAUUCUCUUUGAAUCCGAGUUAAAUGAAUCAAAAAGAAACGACGGCGUUUUCUCGUCCGAUUGGUAUAAACCCUAAAUGGGCGAAAUCAUAAAUCCAGUUCGCGAUUCAAGCUCGAUUCUCUUCGAUUUCGUCCUUAAGAAUCUCGAUUCUCAUCUCUCCUUCUUCGAGUAUCGCAUGAUGAGUUCGGGUUGUGAGGAUUCGUCUGUGAAUACGAUGGGAAUUCGUGGUAUCCCGGAGCAAUGCGGCUGUGGUCGAAGAACUGGGAUAUACACAUCAAAAACGAAGGUCAAUCCAGGAAGAACUUUCUUUAGAUGCCCAACGUUUCAAAAUGAUCACUUGUAUAAAUGGGUAGAUGAAGCUGUCUACGAAGAGGUUCAAGAUGCAUUGCCAAAAGUUGAAUGCUUUGCAUCAGAUGUUAUGAAAAUUAAAAUGGAGAUCGAAAGCAUGAAAACCGUGGAGGAAGACUUGAAAGAAGAUGUCAGGAAGGCGAGCAAUGAACUUAAGAAGCUGAAUGUGAUCAUGAAAGUGGGUUUUUCGGUGGUUUGUUUAGGCAUUGUGAUAUGUCUUGUGUUGAUCAUGUUUUACAAAGCAGAUGGGUUGUCUAUGAAUAGCUACUAGGAGACUGUUUAUGUAAGGCUAUGUUUAUGUAACAAUCAUGGUUCAUGUAAGGCUA